GUCCUGAAAGCCGAUUGUCCAGGUCCACCCCAUACUUGAGUACUCGAGCCCUUCUCUCAGACAAUCUCCGGAUAAACCUCGGCAUUCGACCAUGCUCAACUAGACUUCCAGUCAACUUACCUAAGCAGCGAAGAGAAGCUGGAGGGGUCUUCCAUUCGGAAGCUUGCGAGCCAUUCUUUUUUUCUGGGGGACAACGUCCUGUCCCGUCUUCGCGAACCCUCACUCAGCGCCCAUUCGUGUCCAGUAUCUAGCCGCGCCCGGUCUUCUAGCAAUCAAUCCGUGCAUACCGCCAAGAUGGUUGCUACCUACACUAUUUUCGGCCGCCAGGUCGGCUCUCAUUAUCUCGCGAUAGGUGUUCUCGCCAGCUUGUUCGGUGGCAGCUAUCUGGCCCUCCGAGGCGGCGGCAAGAAGGCCACCCAGACGCCCCCCAUCAACGCAUCGACCCCUGACGAGGCGGAUUUCAUCCAGAAGUUCCUGAAGGAAGCCGACGCGCAAGAGAAGAAGCCGAACCAUUAGGCGCGACUAUGACAGGGAAACCGAAUCGUCGAUCGGGGUCAUCGAUCAGCUGUAUCAUGAUAGAGGCGUUAACAAUGAGAAAAAGCGCAACUAGCUCGCGGGGAGGCAUUUAAAGCCGGCGACGGUUCUCUCGAUUUCUGACAAGUACAACGUACCUAACACUCGUUCGUCUUCGUGAUAUUAAGACUUAAAUCUCGCCAGAACCACCGUAUCUCAUCUAUGAGUUCUCCAGCCUGCUCCGCGGAUCGACAAUUCACCAAGGCAGCGUCGUUAUGGACUAAUUCUCUGCCGCCAGUGCCAUCGCAUUUAUAACCAGCUCCUGGCGCAGUUAUUGCUUCCCCUGAUAGCUUCUCAACUUAUUAGUACAUGCCUACCUACAUGCCUGCACAGAAUUGAACUAAAGCCCAAAAAUACUGCGAUAGACGUAGCCUGUGUAUGGCUGCCCUCGGUGCAGGUCAAUUCCUCCUUAAUACAGGCAGACACUAGACCCGGCUCGGGGUACGGGAAUAGUAAUAUAAUAGGAACUCAGAUGUGGAUGUGAAUAUUGCGUCGCGCUAGGCAGGAUGCGCCCUGAGAGCGGUGUCGGCUUGAAGAAUAGGGACGGCUAUCUCACCGAGAAGGCAAUACGUUAGAGUGUAAGCGCUA
This is a messenger RNA of Durotheca rogersii, 1161 nucleotides long. RefSeq lists its product as uncharacterized. The transcript has 3 exons. Bases 295 to 516 code for a protein of 73 amino acids. Gene Ontology annotation, biological process: proton motive force-driven ATP synthesis. The record is from RefSeq and is a predicted model, not a curated record. NCBI's taxonomy places the organism in Eukaryota, Fungi, Ascomycota, Sordariomycetes, Xylariales, Xylariaceae.